CAAAAGGGGUGUGCCUUUGUGCGUGUGCUUCAGGCUUUACAUACACCGUUGGGGGAGAGGAGGUAGGGUGAGGAGAGGAAACUGCUGGAGAGGGUGAGAGCAAGGGGAGCAGCGGUCGGGCAGCCAUGGGGCACCACUGCUGCAGCAAGCAGAAGGUGAAGCGUGGGCUGUGGUCGCCGGAGGAGGACGAGAAGCUUGUCAAGUACAUCACCGCCCACGGCCACAGCUGCUGGAGCGCCGUUCCCAAGCAUGCCGGGCUGCAGCGCUGCGGCAAGAGCUGCCGCCUCCGGUGGAUCAACUACCUCCGGCCGGACCUGAAGCGCGGAACCUUCUCCGACCACGAGGAGCGCACCAUCAUCGACGUCCACCGCAUCCUCGGGAACCGAUGGGCGCAGAUCGCCAAGCACCUGCCCGGGCGCACGGAUAACGAGGUCAAGAACUUCUGGAACUCGUGCAUCAAGAAGAAGCUCAUCGCGCAGGGCCUCGACCCCAAGACCCACAACCUCCUGCCGGCCUCCAGGACUCUCCUCCACGGCAACGGGGCAAACCCUAGCAGCAACAAUCCUGCCCACUUCAACUCAAACGGCUGCGCUGCUGUCGUCUCCGUCGCCACGACGCCCUUCACCAUCAGCUCCCCGACCAAGGCCGCCGCCUACGGCACCGUCACGGCCACGCCGCCGCCGGAGACGAUGGCGCCGGCAACGUACGACGUCCCUAAUAAUUACCCUGACGGCAUGCUCAUGAGGCAUGAUCAGGCAGCCACGGCGGCUGCGAUUCCGGGAUACCCGUACCACCCCGGAAACGGCGGCGGCGUGCUGAUGAGCUUCAGGGACCAGAAUGCUGGUCUCCAGACAUCUGUGGACUUCGUGAACGGCUCCUCGUCCUCCUCCUCCAUGGAUCACGCCGCCGGCAUGCCUAACGGCAACGGCUUUAGCCAACAAGGCAUGGGCGCGGCCUUCAUGGACGUGACGGCGGGAAUGUGGAGCACCGCAGCCGUGGAUUCUGGCAUGUGUGCAGGGAUGGAAGUGGCUCAGCCACCGCCGCCGCCGCCGCAGCAGCCGCUGCCACCACAAGGGCUGGUGCAGGGGGAGGUGCUCGUCGGCCGACAAACUGUGAUGAACGGUGGCGGUGCAGUUGCUGACAAGGGCAUGGACAUGAUGGACGUCUCUUCAGUGUAUGGCGGCGCCGGUGCAAUGGCGUUCGAUCUGGAGCUGAUGGAGUCAUGCGCGUUGUUUUGCGGCAGCACCGGCAACACCAUGGAGCAGCUGCAAUGGGACUGCUAAGCUCACUAUCGUCCUUACCCCUAAUUAGUUUGUUGUCUUCCAUGCUUCAUCCAUGUCUUUAUUUUUCCUCUUAAUUUUGAUGUUCGAUUUACUGGGUUCUUGAUUCAGAUCGUCCUUUUAAAGCAAGAAAUCCAUGCUGAGCUUAGUGACGAACUCGAUCUAAUUCAGAUUUCAAUAAAGUUAUCUCAAAUUUUAUUGAUUGCA
Molecule: messenger RNA, 1487 nt
Organism: Zea mays
Lineage: Eukaryota; Viridiplantae; Streptophyta; Magnoliopsida; Poales; Poaceae
Product: transcription factor MYB21
Exons: 3
Coding region: 126-1283 (385 amino acids)
Source: RefSeq, a predicted model, not a curated record